UGGAGGUCACAACUGCCGAUUAAACUCAGUUUUUCUUUGGCCUUGGUGGUAGCAGGAACCAAACUGCAGCAAUGAAGUGUCUUCUGGUUUCAGUUCUGCUCGUGGGAGUCGCGACUGCAGCGGAGAAGCGGAACGGAAAUGACCCGCAGAAUAAGAAACACGAUAAACGUGGACUAUUGGAUUUAAGCUACGGUUUGCCCCAGCACGGAGCUCCGUCUCAUGUCUACGGUCCCCCAGCACCGGAGCCAGCUCCUAUUUAUGAGGGUCCUGCCCCAGUUCAACAUCCGGAACCUCCAGGUCAUCUGCACUUCGAACCGGCACCAGCACCAAUCGUUGCUCAUCCAGUCGGUCCUGCGUUACCAGUACCUCAUCCAGUUCCGCAUCCGGUUCCAGUAGCUGUGCCUCAACCACAUCCGGUACCAGUAGCAUAUCCGGUGAUUCACACAGUAACCAAACACAUUGGGGUACCUGUACCUGUACAGAUAGAUAGACCAGUUGCGGUUCCGGUGGCGGUGCCAGUACCUAAACCAUAUCCGGUUCACGUAGAAAAGAUUGUUCACGUAGACAGACCAAUCGCGGUACCGGUUGAGAAACCAAUUCACGUGCCAGUUCACAUUGAUCGUCCUAUUGCUGUACCAAUCGCUGUACCAAAGCCAUAUCCUGUCACAGUUGAGAAAUUCGUACACGUCGAUCGUCCUUACCCUGUACACGUGGCCGUUCCUGUGCACAUUCCCAAACCAUAUCCUGUACCAGUUGCCAUUCACGCUAGCCAUUAUAAACCAGUUCACGGAUGGUAAAUCGAUUAACGAAUCUAAUUCUAAGACACAACGAAUAUAGGGUCUGACUAUGGGAAUUCCUUAUGACGCACAAGACUGCUUUGGAAUUUUUUGAAAAAUUAAAAGAAGUCUAUCCUACUCGAUAAAUUCAAUAAAUUCAAUAAGCAUCUUCCAGCUCUAAGAGAUGAUUUCUCAGAAGCUUUUUAUAACCCACGUUGAUUCGUGUAUUUCUAGCUUAAUAUUUAUAAAGCUCAAUUAAUAAUGGACUCUUGUAUACUACUUGUGCAUACGUAGCAGUCCUUCAUAAGAGUUCACAGAAAGACUUGUAUCGCGAAAUGAUCACGGAUGACGUUAACAUAAUUUUACAUCAUGUCAAUCAGACCUAAUAUCACCCUCUAUAUCAUGAAUAUAUUACAAAUCAAAUAAAGUGUACACUUUUUUUUUAUAAUAAAUUCCUGUUAAAUGAAAUAACUGAUGUAUCAAUCUUAUAAAAUUUAGCAACCGUCUAAUUUUUGUGCCUCGUUAACAUUGAUAUUGCCAGUAAAUAUGAUAUACAUAGAAAAUGUCUUAAAGGUCGACCAGUUGCCAAGUCCCACGUUUAGUGUGGAGUU
This is a messenger RNA of Cephus cinctus (wheat stem sawfly), 1387 nucleotides long. Its product is annotated as zinc finger protein 512B. Lineage: Eukaryota; Metazoa; Arthropoda; Insecta; Hymenoptera; Cephidae. The transcript has 3 exons. The coding region runs from base 72 to 797 and encodes 241 amino acids. The record is from RefSeq and is a predicted model, not a curated record.